AUGACUCGCGCGGCUAAAGCCAUAGGGCCGUCGAGCUCGUUCCGCGACGUGACAUUGCUCGAGACGCCUCUCCUUAAGGACCACCCUAACAGCGGCUCGCAGAAUGCACCGAGGCGCCAGAACUCCGUGGGCCCCACCGUCCGCAUUCUCCGCUUCGGGUUCGGCCAGAGCCGGGAGCAGUCAUGGCUGUCGCAGCUCAACCCCUUCGCGUCGCUCCGCUUCUCCGCGUCGCUCGCCGGCACGUGGCGGCUGGUGCGCGACGCCGUGCCGUGCCUGGAUUGGCUGCUGUCGUACGACGUGCGGCGCGACCUGAAAGGCGACAUGGUGGCGGGGCUGUCGGUGGGGUUCAUGAUCAUCCCGCAAGGCAUGGCGUACGCGCGCGUCGCGGGCCUGCCGUCCAUCUACGGUCUCUACACCGGCUUCGUGCCGUGCCUUGUCUAUAGCAUAUUCGGCAGCUCGCGGCAGCUGGCGCUGGGUCCGACGUCGCUCGUGUCGCUGCUCGUCAACGAAGCCAUCAAGCAGAUGGCGGACCCGGACUCACACGACCCCGCGGAGCAGCGCCUGUACCUGGGCCUCACGCUUCUCCUCUCGCUCAUGCUCGGCGCGCUGCAGCUGCUCGCAGGGCUACUACGCCUGGGCUGGGUCGUGCGCUUCCUCUCACACGCCGUCGUCUCGGGCUUCAGCAGCGGCGCGGCCAUCAUGCUGGGGCUCAUGCAGAUGCGCUACUUCCUGGGCUACACCACGCGCCACGAGACCAUACACAUGAUCCUCUAUGACAUCUUCGUCAAUCUCAAGACCACGCACGUGCCCUCGCUUAUUAUGGGGGUGCUGGCGCUAGCGUUUCUGCUGAUCAUGAAGCACCUGGGCAAGCGGCACAAGCGGCUGCGCAUUCUCCGCACGAUGGGUCCCAUCCUAGCAGCAGCCAUGGGCACAGCGACCAUCUAUCUGCUGCGCAACCCCUGGCGCAUCCGCGUCACGGGCCUCGUGCCCUCGGGCCUCCCCGCAGCCUUCUCCGCGUUCCCCUGGGCGCGCUGGCGCGACCUCGUGUCGCCCGCGCUGGUGAUCGCGAGUGCGGCAUAUCUGGAAACGAUCGCCAUUGCCAAGACGCUGGCUGCGAAGAAUGGCUACUCCGUUGACGCCAACCAGGAGCUCGUUGCUCUAGGCCUGGCGAACACAGUGGGGUCGUGCUUCCAGGCGUUCCCAACGGGCGGCAGUUUCUCGCGGUCGGCAGUGAGUGACGACUGUGGCGCCGCCACGGGCAUGGCGGGCGUGGUGUCCGUGCUGCUCGUGCUGCUCACCCUCAUGUUCCUCACCCCGCUCUUCCAGUUCCUGCCCCUGCCCGUGCUUGGAGCCAUCCUGGUGUCGUCAGUGUGUGGGCUGGUGGACUACGAGGAGGCGGCGUUUCUCCUGCGAGUGGAUCCCAAGGACUUUGUCGUGUGGAUGCUCGCCUUCUGCGGCACUCUCUUCUUCGGCAUCCAGACGGGGGUGAUGGUGGCGGUGGUGAUCUCCCUCGGCUUCGUGAUAAACGAGUCCGCAAACGUGCAGUGUGAGGAGCUGGGGCGGCUGCCAGGCACCACAGUGUACCGCACUGUACAGCAGUACCCCGACGCUAAAGUCACCCCUGGGAUUGCCGUCAUCAAGUGCCACUCCCACCUGUACUUUGCGAAUGUGAGCAACCUGCGGGACGUGCUAAGGCGCUACGAGGGGCUCACCAGCAGAACGCCCCUUCCCGCCCCCACCCCCGCCACCACCCCCAUACGCUCCUCCCCCACUGCCACCGCCGUCGCCACACCUGCCGCCAGCACCCGCAACAGCACCCCCAGCCCUGCCCGAUCCUCCACCAGUCCUAGCAGCCUGGCUCGGCGAGCCAGCGACGGGAGCUUAGACGGCCGCACCAGCAGCUUCAGGAGCGGUGGGAGCAGCAGGGGUGGGGGAGGGGGGAGCGGGAGCAGUGGGGGAAGCGGAGAUUGUGAUGUGGAGGAGGGAGCGGGGGCAGGCGAGGCACUGGUGUCACCAGUAGAAUCGUCGGCAAGGGAACAGCAGGGGGGGAGAGGAGCUGCGGCAAAAGGAAGAGCAUUGGGUGCGACGAACGUGCCUAUAGAGUACGUGAUUAUAGACAUGACGUCAGUACAUGCAGUGGACUCAGCAGCGUGCCAUGCGUUGAGAGAGAUCUGCCUGGAGUACCAGGCGAGGGGGGUGCGCCUGGCCCUUGCCAACCCCAGUGAUGCAGUCAUGCAGAGACUCACACGGGCGGGGAUCCCAGACCUGAUUGGGCGGCAGUGGUUCUUUGUGCGGAUCUUUGAUGCCGUGCAGCUCUGCAAGGCUGACAUGGCGUGUCGCCACGCUGCGGCCUCUGGUGCGCUGCCACCUGGCGGGUUCAUGGUUGCCGACGUGGAGCAGCAGAGGGUGGGGCAGCAGCGGCAGCAUCAGCAGCAGCAGCAGCAAGAGCAGCGGAGGGUCAUGGUGCGGCCGCGUUCGUUUUCAGAGGACGUCAGGGUUGCUGCUCGGCCUGCACAGGCAGAUGGGCGGGUGGACAGAGGUGUGCGCGCUGGCGGAAGGGACAGACAGGGUGACGGACAGGGCCAGGUGGCAGGGGGAGGGAGGGGGCGGACAGUGACGUGGGGCGUGCAGGGGACAAGAGCACAGGGGGCUACAGAGAGAAGCAGUGGGGAUGGGGCGGGUGGGGUGGGGGUGGGUAUUGGAUCAGUGGUUGGGUCAGCAGCAGUGAGGGCGAGGGGGUCAGAGGGCAGUGGCAGGGAGGGGUGCAUGGCAGGGUGGCCGGAGGAGGAUGAGUUUCCCGGCAGCCCCGACUACGGCAUUGUCAUGCCUGCUGGGGGCAUUGCUGCUGCCGCUGCCUCCAGUGCAGCUGCUGGGCUGGCAGUGGCAGGGGCAGGUGAUGGGAAAGGGGAAGGCCCGUCGGGCGUGGGUGUGGCGUCGCCUGAGUUUCCACCUCUGGAUGGGUUUGACGUGCAGGCGUUUUCAGCUCCUGAGGUGAUGCAGUCAGAGUAUGUGCUGGCGGAUGCGGAGGAGGAAGAGUCGGAGUGGGUGAGAAUACGACGGGAUAGGAAGAGGAGGGAGAGACGUGCAACGGCUAGGCCGGAUGAUGACCGGGAGAGCACUGGGCAAGAAGAGGCUGAUGAAGAUGGCCGUCCUACUUGCCCUGUGUGCCAUGGCUUUCUGCCUUUGGCUGAUGUAGCCUGGCCUCAUCAAGCGCGUCCCGAAUCCGGGCCGCUCCCCUCAGGUGCGCAGAUGAUCGGGGUCGAGGCGCCCCGACAUCAGAUGAUCGGCAAGCGCCGAAUGCGGGGGAGCAGCGCGCCUCGCGUGGUGAUUCUGCCGCCCAUGAAGCAAAUCAAGAUCGAACCGGCGCGCAUCGUCAGCGUCGACGUGCCUGGCGGAAAGGCUCUUGUGGGGGAGGUGAUAUCCGGGCCAGAUGCUGCCGCCAUUGACGUGUCAGUUCCUGGUUGGUCCGCCGCCGUGCCCCAGUCGCUCAUCCGCCCGUUCCCUCCGCCACCGCACGAGUCACCGCUCCCCGCGUCCACCGCAUCCCCCGCCCCUGUUCCGCCUUGCGCCCCCGCUGCGACUGUUUCCGCCGCCGCCUCCCCCCACCGCUGCCCUCCGCCGAGCUUUCAGGAGCUCGCGGCGCGCACCCACCGUUACAAGGGCGUGCGGCAGCGCAAGUGGGGGCGGUGGGUGUCGGAGAUCCGCGAACCACGGCGCCGAUCGCGCAUCUGGCUUGGUUCAUACUCGAGCGCGGAAGAGGCGGCGCGCGUGUACGACAUGGCGGCGCGGAUGCUGCGAGGCGACGCGGCGGGGAGUCUCAACUUCCCCGACAGCCGCCAGGACGUGCCGUUGCCACCCGCCAUCGCCGAGUCGCUCGUCCGCGUGUGUCAGGAGGUCGCGGAGGACGCGGCGCGCGCGGAAGGUGGCGGAGGAAUGGAAGGGAACGCAGAGCAAAGGUCCCUCCGUGCGGAAGCUCUAUCGUCCGAUUCGUCGCCAGAGGAGGAGUCGGACAGCAAUCCGACGGCCGUACCGGCAGCAAGCAGCUGCGGCGCGGGUAGCGUGUUCUGCGCGCGCUCCGUCCCCACCAACGAGAUCUCCAGCCACGUGUCGCCGCUCUCCCUCGCUUCCGCCACCCGUCCCGCCCCCUCCGCCGCGUUUCGCGUUUCCGCUGCGAAUGUGUCCCCCACAAGCUUUCCCCCGCCCAGCGCACGGCCGUUCUCCGCUCCUCGCUUUCCCCCCAUGGUGGAAAUUUCGUCGCAAAAGGCCUCUCCUGACGUAAUCGUUCUCCCCGACUCGCCACCAGCAGAGACGGCGGAGAUUGAGGAUCGAGCUGAUGGUGACGCGGCAACGCGCGGAUCGCGCAUAACCCUCGCAGCUUGCACCGCUCGCCCGCGCAGCGUGCACGUGAGCAGCAGCGGUGGCUCCACGGACGACCCUCCUGCCGCCCCUCCUGCGCCGCGCCCAUCACCUCCGCUUCCCUCCACUUCCGCGGCCAACACUACUGCCACUACCGCCACACCUGGCCCUCACAGUGCUGCUGCUGCGCCUACACCGGGUGGGCCUGCUGCUGCAGCGAGUGUGGCCGUUGCAGUGGGUGUGCCUGCGAGCGCGUCCCCCAGUGCGCGUGCCCCCACGGCCGCAGUGCACGCGCUGGCGCAGCUGCUCUCCUCCCUCGCUGCCCUCGGCUCCGCGCUCUCCCUGCCGCCGCCUGCCCUCGCGCCAAACAACAGCAGCACUGCCCAUGUGCUUGGGCACGACGGUCAGGCGCCAGGCAGCAGCAUCCAUGCAGCAGGGGACAAUGUUCAGGUGCCAGGAAGCAACUUUCAGGGCCCCGAAAACAACAGCAGCCUUCUUGGCGCAGCAGCAGCGCGGGAGCAGCUGAUGCGCAUCCUGCAGUCACCCCUGUUACAGUCACACCGCACGCUUGCUGCUGGCGGGCAGGGGGGGCAUGAGGAACAUGCGGAGCAACAGCGGCAACAGCAGCAACAGAUGCAUGAACCGCCAUUCCAGUUCCUGCCUCCCAGUGCUGCUGCCAGCAACAUAGCUGCGAGUGACGUGGUUGUUGGGAACACGCAGGUGCCUCCGCCUGCUUCCGCAUGGCCCACAUCUCCCCCGCCACCACUCCAGGGCUCCCCCCCCUGCUCUCCGCCCCCUGCGCCCCCCCAGCCCCCCUGCACUGCGCCCCCGGCGUCCCCCAGCCCAUACAGCAGCGCCUUCGACUUCGAGCCGCUGCUGCUGCUGGCAGGCGACGAGGGGGAGGGGGGGGAGGGGCAGAGAGGGGAGGCUGCAGCUGGGGAAGGCGUAACUGCACUGGAGUACGGGCAGGGAGAGGGGGGAGAGGAAGGGGAGGAGAGGAGUGUGCAUGCGGCCAUGGCUGCUGCGGCAGCGGCUGCAGUGGAGGCGAGUGAGCAUCACGGGCAGGGAGGGGGCAUGGACCGGGCAGUGUCAGCCACAGCAGAGCAGUUCCACAUGUGGCAGCAGCAGCUGUGGGAGCUGUAG
Closterium sp. Naga37s-1 is the source of this 5499-nucleotide messenger RNA. The record is from the annotation of a GenBank genome assembly. NCBI's taxonomy places the organism in Eukaryota, Viridiplantae, Streptophyta, Zygnematophyceae, Desmidiales, Closteriaceae.